CGCGCUCAGCCGAGCGCCGAGGCGCACUUUCAGGAACAAUAACAGUGCAGGCGGCGAGGGGCCCGGAGCCGCCGCCGCCCCCCCCCGCGCCAUGUACGCCUUUGUGCGGUUCCUGGAGGACAACGUCUGCUAUGCGCUGCCCGUCUCGUGCGUGCGGGACUUCAGCCCCACGUCCCGCCUCGACUUCGACAACCAGAAGGUGUACACGGUGUACCGCAACCCGCGCGAGGCGGAGGACGAGGACGAGAGCCCCGGCGACUGGGGCGACCGCCUGCUGCUGCACAAGGCCCAGAUCCUGGCGCUGGCAGAAGACAAAACUGACCUUGAAAACAGUGUGAUGCAGAAGAAAAUUAAAAUCCCCAAACUCUCUCUCAAUCACGUAGAAGAAGCUGGGGAGGUUACAGAUUAUGGGGAAGAAGAUGUGGAGCUUAGACACAGUAAGAGACAAGAUGGGAGGAAACAAAGUGAAGGUACACACAAAAGCAUCGAAGCAGUUGUUGCUCGCCUAGAAAAGCAAAACGGGAUGAGUCUCAGUAGUAGUUCGAGCCCUGAGGAAACCUUUAUGGAGACUUCGGAAGGCAUCAACAACAUGGACGAUGCUGUAAUUCCUCGUGUUCUCUAUGAAGAAUUGUUGAGGAGUUACCAACAGCAGCAAGAAGAAAUGAGACAUAUUCAGCAAGAACUUGAGAGAACACGGAGACAGCUUGUGCAGCAGGCAAAAAAGCUAAAGGAGUAUGGGGCAUUAGUGUCAGAAAUGAAAGAGCUCAGAGACUUGAACAGGAGACUUCAGGAUGUGCUGCUUCUGAGACUAGGCAGUGGUCCUGCCAUUGAGCUUGAAAAAGGAAAACCAGAAUCAAUUGAGCCUGAGCCUGAGAUACAGAAAACAUUCAGUGAGGAAGCGAAUACAUCAACAUAUUAUCCUGCCCCUGUUCCAGUAAUGGACAAGUAUAUUCUCGAGAACGGAAAGGUCCAUCUGGGCAGUGGAAUCUGGGUAGAUGAGGAGAAAUGGCACCAGCUGCAAGUAACACAAGGAGAUUCAAAGUAUACAAAAAACCUAGCGGUAAUGAUUUGGGGAACAGAUGUUCUCAAGAACAGAAGCGUCACAGGAGUUGCAACCAAAAAAAAGAAAGAUGCAGUUCCCAAGCCACCUCUCUCACCUCACAAAUUAAGCAUUGUCAGAGAUCAUAACAAGAAACAUUUGGAUGCGGUAGCAGCACAAGAAGAUUUGGCCAUGGCUUCAACAAAAAAAUCAAAUCUGCCCCCCAUGAUUGAUAGCCGAUUUACGGAAAAGGAUCUCAAUGACGUCUUUACUUUUGAAUUUGAAAAGCCCAAAUUUGGGCUUUUGGGAAAAGCAAAGAAGAAAUCGGCAACGUGCAAGGUGGAAAAGGAAGUGAAUGGCGAGCUCAAACCAUGUAGCUUCAAGACAAGUGAAGCAAGUGCCGUGAAAAGUUUCAACCUUUGGCGGCAUGUAAAACGUAACCAUCCUGAAAACUAUGCGGCUCUGGUUACAAAAAAGAACCAGGAAGAUGAGGCAAAACAGAAAGCUGACGCAGCUAAACGACGUUCAUCUGGCUCUUUGAAAACUCCUGGAGAAAAGAUUUUUUGCGGCGCUUCAUCUGAAAAGAAACCCAAAAUUGAGCAAACAAAACUUGACUCAUGUUUGAAGUCCUCAAAGGUUACAGUCACCAUGGAUGCCAAUACUUUCCGUGAAGGGCUGAUGGAAAUGGUUUGCUUGAGUUCAACACCGCUCACUACCUUCAGGCUAAAGAACAAAGGAUUCCAAAAAAUUGCAGGUGAAAUGGGUCGGCAGCUUGGCGUUUCGACGGGGCACGAUGCGGUUCGUCAUUUAGUUGUCAGCACAGCUGAGUCUGGUCGCAAAGAGCUCAAGAAAGCUUUGGAGCAAAAAUUGUGCUACCUGAAAAUGGAUGCGGCAACCCGUGGAAACAGAAAUUUCCUUGCAAUCAAUGCUCAGUACUAUGAAGAAGGAAAAGAUAAAGCUGUGGUAAAAACCUUGGACGUAAUCGACACUGAAGGGUGUCACAAUUCUUCGUAUGUGAAAAGUCAAGUAAAAGCUAUUUUAGAAAAAUUUGGGAUCAGUGAAAUGCAAGUGCUGAGCAUCUGCGUUGACAAUGCAGCAAACAUGACGUGUGCUGUCAAAAAUUUCAGCGAGGACAAUGAAACCAUUUCAACCUCUGAGAACAGGGAUGUGGACAGAACUGAAGCUAUGUUGCCUGAUGAAGGAGCUAAAGGAAUGAAUGAAAUCGAACUCAAUGUGGAUGCUGCUGCACAAUGGGUUAAUGACCCUAGCCUCAUACUUCCAACAUGGCUUCAUGAGGAUGACUCAAAAGUCCAACUGAUGAGGUGUGGUAUUCACACUCUUCAGUUGGCAAUCUGGGAUGGACUGAACAAAGAACACGCGAAGAAAUUUCUGGCAAAAAUUCGACAAGUCGUUGUCAAACUACAAACCCCAAGUAUUCAAAGUGUUCUGCUUGAUCUACAUGGAGUAACUCAAUCAUUGGAUACUGUGACUCACUGGGGUUCAACAUUUGUGAUGAUUGAUCGGCUUCUCGUUUUUCAGUCUUACUGUGAACAAAUGGCUGCUGCUGGAACAAGAGAACUCAAGUUAACAAAAGCUGAAUGGGACGAAGUGAAGAACCUGCGAGACCUGUUGGCAAAGCCAAACCAAACAACUGUGAAUCUUCAAGCUGUUGAUGUAACCCCCGGAGUGUUAAUGAAGGAAUGGCGAAAACUGUCAAAAUUCUUGCAAGAAAAUGGUGGACAAAUUGCAGAAGGAAUUCUGUCCUCCAUGCAGAAACACGAAGAGAAGCUUUUUGACAAUAUUCAUUUCCUUGCUGGAGUUUAUGUUGACCCACGGUAUCGGAUUCUUCUUACCUCAAGGGAAAUACCAAAGGCAAGGGAAGGCCUCCUUGAUAUUGCUCGACGACUCGAAAAACAAAAUUUAUUGCUAUAUUUGAACUCAGCGAAAGAGGUUGAAGAAAAUGAAACACAACAAAAGGAGUCAACAAUCGAAUUUGCGGUUUCUGAAAGUUCACAUCCUUCAGAAGUAGCAGGCUGUUCUCAAACUUCAGUCUCCCCUCUGAACUUGUUCGAGCGUCUAUCCGUGAGAUGUCUUCAGCCAUCACGGGGAAAUGGAGAUAAUUCAAGCAUCAAUUCUUCAGAAGAUGACGACUUCGAAAAGGAAUUGGAUAAACAAGAAAGACGCCAGCGAGUUUCUGCGAUUCAUAAUUGUAAUGAAGCAUUAUUUGAGAGAAACUUUCGGGAAGAUUGUGAGGCGAUGGAGUCUAUUGGUAGGCUAAAAGUUAAGUCUGUUUUUGAGGCCAUUCACAGCUACCCACACCGCAUUCAGGCUGCCUGUAGAAUUGCUUCAAGCAUGACAACAACUCAAGCUAGUGUAGAGCGACUGUUUUCGGCUUUAAAGUUAAUUUUAAAUGAUUUGCGGCAGGCUAUGAAAGAUGACUUGAUUGCGGCAAUAAUUUUUUACAGAAUGAAUUAUGAAUGAUUCUAGUUUGUAUCAUUGACAUUUAAAUUGUUUUAAAAGUCUGAAUAAAAAAACGUGUUUUCAAAAUUA
This is a messenger RNA of Chrysemys picta bellii (western painted turtle), 3589 nucleotides long. NCBI's taxonomy places the organism in Eukaryota, Metazoa, Chordata, Testudines, Emydidae. The record is from RefSeq and is a predicted model, not a curated record.